AUGAGUACCUGCCCCCACUGUCGCGUCUUCAGCGGCAUACCUACCUGCUUGGCGUGCAAGACCUAUCAUCGAAUAGGCGCGUUCCUCCAGGACGGGCGUUUCAACGCUUACCAGGAAAACCAGGUGCUGACCAUCCUGCGCAACUGCGCAGGGGCCUUGACCGAUCUGGUCGAGGCGGGAGGUCCUUUUGGGCCGCGCAGCGCCGCUGAAGUAGGAGGUGGCGAGAGAGAGGUGGGCAGGUCACCUUUGAAAGAGGAGCCAGAUAAAGAAGUAGUAGCAGAAGCAAAGCCGACAGAAGAGGAAGCAUCCAACGGUGAGAAAGAAGAGGAAGCCGAGGAAGGGAAAGAAUCCCCAAAAGAGACCAACAAAGAAAAGGAAAACGCCUCCAUCAAGAAGCCGGUGAGUGCCAAGAAAGAGAAGAAAAAGAACAAGAAGAGCAAGGACAAGACCCGAAAGAAAAGAAGAAGCAGCCCUUCAGAGAGAAAGGAAAGCCCUGAGAUCGGGGAGUCGAAAAAGAAGUCAAAGAAGGAUUCAUUGAAAGCCACGGGAAGCAAGACAUCACCCCCUAAGAGGGACCGAACGGUCUCAGAGGAAAGUAGAAAAAAUACCGCCGAGGAGAAGCCGCAGAGAGAGGAGAGAGAGGCAAGCACAAGAGAGGAGCCCCCCGAAGAGGAGGUCGCAGAAGAUCCAGCAGGAUGUGGCUUGGGACAUAUCCCCAUCAGGGGCAGUGCCGGACGAUCUCGAGAAGAGGUCAUCCCUGCUGGCAACCGUCGACCUGCCGAGCCUGAGGCACUUCCGGCAGAAGAGUGGGAUUACCACUACGACGGAAGGCAAUAUUACUCCACGGGGAAUUGGAGCCCUGACUGGAAGGCCAAGCGCUGGAAAGGCUACAACCACUACACCAGAGCCCGCCCCGGCCGGAGAGAUCUCCAAGACUUCAGGAGUCCACAGGAGGCCGGCCACUCAGUUCGAGGGAUCGAUCUGCGCCUCGACUGGCUGAGAAGGGAGAUAGGCCUGAGAGCCUUGAGGGCCCAGUGCCUCUGUCGGAGUGGAAGGCCAAGCGCGGCCCGCCUGAGCCAGAGGAGGAAGGGCUGUGGCGUGCAGUGCCUGAUGCCGAUGGGCACAGGCAAGUUUCGCCCCCAGGCGUGGCAUUCAGAGUUUCUCCAGGGCGAUCUUGGGGUGGUCUUAGACCCUGCCAUUCGCACUCACGGGGAGAAGCCCUGGAUAGCAAGCUUGCAGAAGGAGGUUCGAGGUCAAAGAAGCGAACUGGAACCCUUGAGAAGCCAGGUGAAGCACGGGGUGGAAGCACGGAAUACCGCCUGCGGCCAAGAUACAGGCGAAGAGAAAGAAAAGAAAGCAGACAGAAAGGAGGAGUUAAAAGCGAACGUUCUAAAAAACUCCCGCGUCAAGACGGAGGAAAAGAGGAGGCAAAAGUUGCGCUCAAAAAGUCCGGCCACGGGGAAGGUAGCCCUGAGUGGCCGUCGACCAAAGCGAGCGGCUCAGAAGAAGUGGAAGGCCCUCGAGAGGGCAAGAGUGAGCCUCUCAGAGCAGGCGGGAAGCAAGCUGAAGGAGAUGGCACAGAGAUGUCUGAAGAGAAGAUGUAAGGCAGAGAGGACGGGGCUAGAGACCCUGGAGAGUUUCGGCGUGACGGGGAAAGACAGCCCUGAAAUAGCCGCCAUGUGGAGCGAUCCGACGAAAAAUGGACCCUAUGAGGGAGGUGAGGAGACUCCUCCCCUGGUCCGGGAAGAGAAGAAGCUCCCAGCACCAAGCUCAGCAGCGGCGCUAUGGGAGUAUGAAGCUGGUGCGCAAUCAAUGCAUGUGACGUCACCUUCCGACGGGGCGGCGAUGAGGUCAAAUGACCUUGGCACAGUGCCCUGGCAGCCGAGCGAAGACUUGGCGAGCGACCGUCGAGGUGAGCAAAAAAGAGCGAGGCAGUUGGCUUUUGAGGGUCUUCCCCUGGGAUGGUGUGGUUCGGAUCUGUUUCAAUGUCUCCUAGAAGUUUUACCACUUCGCAGCCAGGACACGGGUAGGCGGUCUUCAUUUGGAGUUUUCCCCCUACCUACUUCUAGGAGUGUUUUGCUGAACUACGCCCCGGGGAUCACUGAGUUUGAGAUUUUUUGGUGCUUGUCGAUUUGUAUUUCACUCAAUUCUUUGUGGGGUGCUGAAGUCCUGUGUGACGGGGCUUUGAAUGAAGGGCAAUGCAAGUGUCUGGAUGGGAUUUUGCGAGAUGUGAAGAGGUUUAUUGGGAUCCAUCAGGUGGUUGGAAAGGUGGAUUGGGCGAAUUUCUUUCACGUUAAAUCCAUAGACUACAAGGGCGAUGAAGUCAAGGUGGCACAGUGGUUCCACUGGCAAAACAUCGCUCCAGCUUUGCCCCAAGAUGUAGGUGGUGUGCCCUUGAAUGAGGUUUGUACUCAUGGGUGCAAAGAUUAUGUCUUAAACUUUGAACGGUACCUGAAGCCCGAGUCAGAAUGGGGGGUCCCCACGCGACCAAGGGUAAUGGUGGCUGAUGUGGAUUGGCCCGAAGUGUGCAAAGGACUGGUAGCCUCCGGGGUAUGCGUGUACAUCCCCGAAGAGGACGUCUUUCACACCGGGUCAGGGCCCCUACUCAACGGGAUGUUCGGGGUCACCAAGGAUGAGACAUCUGAUCAAGGUUUUGAAAUCUACCGCCUCAUAAUGAAUUUAAUCCCUUUGAAUGGGCUGUGCAAGCCCUUGGCGGGGGAUGUAGAUACUCUUCCGGCAUGGUCAGCUAUGAGCCCCUUCUUUCUACAGCCCAACGAGCGGCUCCUGGUGUCGAGUGAAGACGUGAAAUGCUUCUUUUACACGAUGUCGGUUCCACAGUGUUGGGUGAAUUUUUUGGCCUUCAACAAAUUGGUCCCUGACACAGUCUUACCACCCGAGUUGAAGGGCUCCCGAGUGUACCUUGCGAGCCGAGUGCUCCCCAUGGGGUUCCUCAACUCCGUGAGCCUGGCACAGCACGUACAUCGCAAUCUUGUCAAGUGGAGCUCUACGACGGCAGUGGACGGGUCGGUCGGGGCGAACGUCCCUGAGGCCGAACUGAGGAAGGAUAGGGAGUUCUCGGUGCACAAUCCUAACUGGAGGGUGUACCUGGACAACUAUGAUCUUCUUGAACGGGUGAAGUGCUCGGAGGUUUCCUCUCUGGAAGGCACCCAAGCGGCUGGGGUCCUAUCCCUGAGGCACGAGUACGAGAAAUGGGGCAUACCUCGGAACCUGAAGAAAUCAGUGCAGCGCUCCAGCUUAUGUGAACUGCAGGGGGCCACCGUGGAUGGUGAAGCAGGUGUCGCCUACCCGCGUGAGAACAAGCUGGCUAAAUACUUUGGCAUGGCCUUGGAUUUGUGCUACCAGCCUUUCGCCACGCAGAGGCAAUGGCAAGUGGUGUGCGGAGGAUUGGUUUACUUCAGUAUGUUCCGUCGCCCGCUUCUAGGAUCCCUGAACCAAGUGUGGCAGCACAUCAUUUCAUUUGACACAAAGAAGAAGGGUAGCCUGGCGACCCCUCCUGAGUGCCAGCUCGAACUCCUACGGUUCUUGGGGAUGCUGCCUCUAGCCCGCAUGGACUUUCGUCUUGACAUGAGCUCUAUGGUUACAUGCAGCGAUGCUUCACAACAGGGAGGAGGUAUAUGUGCAAGUGGACCACUUACUCCGUUUGGCCAGGUAGUUGCCCAAGGGGCCCUGCGGGGCGAAGUCCCUGAAUCUGGAGACCUUGCCGUUUUUUCUUUGGGUCUGUUCGAUGGCAUUGGUGCCCUGCGAGUAGCGUUGGAGUUGAUCAAUGUCAAGGUAUUGGGUCAUGUGUCGGUGGAGUGCAACAAGAGUGCUCAACGAGUGGUAGAAAGCCACUAUCCAGGGGUGGAGACGGUUGAUGACAUCCAACUGAUCGAUGCAACCAUGGUGGAGAGUUGGGCAGCAAGGUACUCCCAAUGUUCUCUUGUGAUCAUUGGGGCUGGACCGCCUUGUCAAGGUGUUUCGGGGUUAAACCCUGGUCGAAAAGGAGCUCUACGUGAUGUGCGAUCCAAUUUGUUCCAAGAAGUGCCACGGGUUCGCGACUUAGUGAAGAGGUCCUUUCGCUGGUGUGCGGUCCAUGUCCUUAUGGAAUCAGUAGGGUCAAUGGAUUCUGGCGACCGCCAGGAAGAUGAGGGCGCCAAGCUGGAGCAAACGGGCGAGGUCUGCACCCUGAAGCUGACGGGGAAGCAGCACCUUGAUGAAGUGGUUCGCGCCGGUUGGCACAAAGUGGAUGAGAGCCGUCCUUUUCCUACAUUUACGACCAGUCGUCCGCGAUCACAUGCUGGAUACAAGCCGGCAGGAGUUCACCAAUGUGACCUUGUGGAGCUGGAGCGAUGGCACAAUGAUCAGUUUCGGUUCCCUCCAUACCAGUACAAGACCAUCAACUGUGUGAGGAAUAGGACCGGGGAAUAUCGAAUCCCUGAUGUCUCAGAGCGCGAACUCAUGAUGGGAUUCCCGCUUCACUACACGGCAAAUUGCUGCAGCAAAACUGAGAAGAAGAAAGCCCACUACAACGACACGCGGCUGACCUUGUUGGGUAACAGCUGGUCUGUGCCAGUGGUGGCGUGGUUGAUGUCGCAAUUGUUUUGGUGGCUUGGGUGGAUUGCACGACUGUCGCCUCAACAGAUACUGGAAUCAUGCCGACCAGCAGUGCACCAGUAUGUGCAAGGGCGAUUGGUUCGACUACCCCUGAAUCCUUCGCGCAAGCGAUGUGCCGGGGAUGCCCAUCAAUUGGCAUGCAGGCUAGGAAAUCUGGUGUCUAUCAAGGGUGAGGAUAUCAUGCUAUCUACCCCAACAUCCCAGAUGGCAAAAUUUCACCGUCUACGGGCGAGCAUCCCCGCGAGAUUGUGGAGGUGGACAACUAUCGCAGGGUGGAAGUGGACGCAUGGGUCAGAACACAUCAAUAGUUUGGAACUACGUGCAGUCUUGACAAGUAUUCGAUGGCGCAUUGAAAAACAGAAACAGGUUGGCUGUAGAAUGAUUCACCUGACUGAUAGUUUGGUGUGCUUGCACGCCCUAUCACGGGGAAGAAGUAGCUCACGGAAACUCCGUCGUACUAUGGCACGGGUGAACGCAUUGGUCUUGGCGGGGAAUGUGCAGAUGGUGUGGGCUUAUGUCCACACGGAUCAAAAUCCUGCUGAUCGCCCAUCCAGAUGGGGACAGCGGGUCAAGUCUAAGUAUCGCCAUGCCCCGAAAAAGAGUUCUUGA
Cladocopium goreaui is the source of this 5223-nucleotide messenger RNA. The record is from the annotation of a GenBank genome assembly. NCBI's taxonomy places the organism in Eukaryota, Dinophyceae, Suessiales, Symbiodiniaceae.